AGCCUCUCAUCUCCUCUAGUUAGCGCGGCUGGAAAGCUGCUUCUCACUGACAGCGUGAGAGCGAGGGGGCAGCAAACAGCUUCAGCUGUCUUCAGAUACCGUUGGGGUACAAUCGUUUCCUUCCUGGUCAUGGCAUUUACGGAUUGUGCAAUGGGCGACCGGCGGCUGAAAAGGAUGGUGGGUCUUUACAUUUCGUCUGGAAAUCAUUGAGGGUCACUGAUGGAGUCUUUGUUCGGGGGUGAGCUGGGCCUUCUGGGCGGGGGCGAGGGACUCAAGGAGGAUGUCUGUGGGGUGGGUUGGCCCUCCAGCCCCAUCCCCGAUGACAUCUACUCUGCCUCCCACUUCGCCCUCAUCACCGCCUACCACGACAUCAAGACUCGACUCGUCGGCCUGGAACGAGAAAACAGCAGCAUCAAGAGGAAACUCAAGCUGUAUGAGAUAAAGUUUCCUAUGAUCAGCGAGUUCGGAGAGGACAGGAACUCGUACUGCUCAUUUGAGCCCAAGGAGACUGCUCUGCUGCAAUCAGAAAAUGAUAGCCUGCAACAGAAAGUCAACACCCUCACCCACGAGCUCCAGAAGAGUAAGGAGCGUGAAGAGCAGCUGGAGGAUGUCAUCCAGGCCUAUGAGAAAAUCCACAUGGAGAAAAGCAACCUGCAGAGAGACCUUGACAAGAUGACGACGCUUGUGGAGAAGCACGUGGAGCGAAUCCGCGGCCUGGAAUCGGCACUGAGGCAGCGGGACAGUUCUCUGCAGAAGCUCAACUCGCAGCUGCGCAGCAAGGAUGUGCAGUAUCUGCAGCUGCAUGCCAGCCCGACCAUCUCUCACAUGUUGGACUGCCCAGCCCUGACCCUGCAGAGCUCACGCAGCCUGGACACCCUUACUGACAUGAAGCUGCAGAGGCUGGAGGCGGAGCUGGAGGGGGCGCGGCACGAGGCCCAGGGCGCCUGUCAGCGGGAGGAGGAGCUGAAGGCCGAGUGCGAGCGGCUGCGCGAGGAGCUGCGGCAGAGCUCCCAAAGGCAACAGGACAUGCCAGGCAUCUGCGAACAGUGCGACGUGGCCUGGAUUAAGAAAGCGGGGGACGAACAGGUGAACCUGGCGCUGGCCUACACCGAACUGACCGAGGAGCUGAGUCGCCUACAGGCCCUCAGCGCCAAGCAGAAUGAGAUCCUAAGGAAAAUGUCACAGGAGCAGGCCAGUCCAGUUCAGCUGCACUCCCCAGUCCAGCUGCACUCCCCCAUCCCACAGAGGCACUCCCCCAUCCCGCAGCGCCACUCGCCCGUGCCCCAGCGCCACUCCCCCAUCCCCCAGCGCCGCUCACCCGUGCCCCAGCGCCUCUCCCCGGACAUCCACCGCCGCUCGCCACUUCCCGAAAUGACCGAUGGCCCGGCGUCCUACUCGUGCCGGCCCACCCCCCACCACCUGCGGGCCAGCUUCCAGGGCCGGCGCAGCUACUCCGAAGUGGCGGACCCCUCUGCCUACCAGCGGCCGCCUCGCUUCACCCUGGACCCGGUGUCCACACUGCCCAAACCCCGGCCCUAUGCGGAAGGCUACGUCAAACAAGGGAUUCCCCAGCCUGGGCCUCCAGGGGGAAGUGGGGGUAGCCUGGCAGGAAGCCCGCGACACAGCCGUGAGCCUCCCUUUCCCAUCUCAGAGGUACCCCAUCUGCGUUUUGAUCCGCCUCCGGGUCCCGCCCCCCUGCUGCCCCCGGCGCCACCGCAGUCCUCCGAAGACGAGGAGGAGUGGGCCUGCGCCCACUCCAGCAGCCCCCCACGCACCCUGGGGGCAUCGGCUGCCACCUCCGCUGUCCGGGGGCCAUCCUCCUGCUCAGCUUUUCCAAUCCCCACAGGGCCAAACACUCUCAGCUGCCAUCCACCUGGCUACAUGCACGCCGAUCACGCCCAGUCCUGGCCCUCCAUCAACCUGUGGAUGGAAACUGAGGAGAAUGACAUCCGGAGUUGUCCCCUGUGUCAGCUGAUCUUCCCCGUCGGUUACCCUGACGAUGCUCUCAUCAAGCACAUCGACACACACCUGGAGAACAGCAAGAUCUGAGGCACACGCCUGGGUUCGGCCACCCAGUACCUUCUGCAGUCUCAGAUCGUUUUGUGAGAACACCACAUGUUAACUGGGUAUCAUUUUCCAGAGUUGAGUCAUGCAUGCAUUGCUGGAAGGAAGCAGAAACUGCAAAAAAAGAUAAAUAAAGCAAUUAGAGAGGGCCAUUAUAGAAGAAACAGUUGCCUGUACUCCUUUACUAACUGACUGUUUUCAAGUCUCCAUCCCAGGGUAAAUCUUGUACAACACGGUGAGUGAGGGUGGAUGCUUUCAGGGACUUUCAGAAUGACAAGUUGAUCUGUUUGAUGAGACUGUAAAUGGACUGAGAUUUGAUGCAGAGUCCUGGUGUUCGACGGCAGCCGUGAAUCAUUGCUGAUGUCUGUGGAGCAUCCUGCCCCCACAUCACACUGAGGCGGCAUCACCACCGCUGUCAUCGCUCGCGAUCUCAAGCACACGAACGAAGAUGCAUGACCUUGGAAGCGCUUGCACUUUCAUUCACGUCAGCGACGGUCUGUCCUCUCGUGGACGCGUCCAGGACGGCCACACGCAGCUUGCGGAGAGGAGCGGAACAGCUGCUGUCAGUCUGCUGGCCUUUACUGUGUAAUUCGGCGACGAAACCCAGACCUUUAGGGUCCCACCUCAUGAUCUUAGCAAGACAUCACACUUAGUUCCUCCGACAAACUCACAGUACCUACAGACUGCAUUUUGGUAACACUGUUUAGCAGAUAGCUAAGGACAUUCUCCUAGAGCAGUAGAUUUUAGUUGCAUUUUUUAUUUGAAUGGAAACAGUCUUUCAGAGGGAGCAGUACGUGCAAAUUUUCAUUUUAACUAAUUGCCUAAAGUAAUUAUUUUAAUAACUGAGCUAAUUUAGUGAGCUUUCUUUUUGUGUUCAAUUUAGCAGCUAAGAGAGAGCAGGAAGACCUGUACACAGUUGUCCAGGACCAUGAAUAGAGAAAAUGCAGCUUGAACAGGCACUAAUUUCACUUUCAGGAGUUUUGGGACGUAUUUCCCAAAGCAGUCUUGUCAUCUGUCACGUUUUCCUGUUUUUUUUUUGGAUGUUAUUAAAGGAUUUCAUUUGAUCCAGGGAGCAAGUGUAGUCAGUUAUUUAAGAACUGUACUCAGGUUUGCCAGCAUUCGAACACGGGGCAGGCAAUGUGGUUAAGAUGCCCAAAUGUCUCUCUCCAUGUGCUGUGAGGUUGUAGGUCAUGUGUUUCAUACAGAUGAAGUGUGCUGCUUUUAAUGGUUUCCUCUGUGCAUGCAAUUAACUUGUUUAAGGGUUUUUGGUAGGGAAUAAAUUAAAAAAAAUAACUUAAUGGGAGAAUACAGAUCUGACAAAAUCCUUUCCUGUCAGCUAAUUUGAAUUUAGUAAGUACUGCUGGUGUAUAUAAUUUUUAAAAAGAUCAAACGGUAUCGCUCUUUCUUUUUUUCAGUCAAGUGAUUGAAAGUUUUGUUUCUGAAUUUUUAUAUCUCCGCCCCACACGCAUCGAGACUGUAUGGUUUCUGAGUAUAAGGUGCCAGGGCUUUUGUUUCAUGACUAACUGCCUUUAGUUGUUUGCACAUAAGCUGCUUUUCGUUACGUCUUCCUGGACAUUAGAGGAACGCGGUGCUUAUUUUACAGCUCAAGCUGAGGCCAUAAAGAAAGACUUGUGGUGACGUUAAUUCAUUUUUUGCACCUCGCAAGAGCCAUGUCUAUUGGUUUUGGUGAUUAAUAGCAAACGCUUCUGCUGUGAUGUAGGGCACAAAUCCCACAGAUGCGGUCCUCUUAUGAUGAACGUACCAGACAGACAGCUUGCUGUCUGAUCCCACUGAUUCAUAUUCAUUCACCAAACCACCAGUUUAUAAAUAUAAUGAAGCAUUGCAGUGAUCUGAAGUGUUGGUUGAAAUCAGUCCACAGAACAGGAGGAUCCCGUUCUUAGUCUGCCUGUUUCACCUUUAGCUCCUGGGUGAUUCUGAAAUCUUGAAGCCUCAUAAAGGUUCACAUGGGCUUUCAGAAUCACUCUUUUUACGUCAAAUUAUCCAAUGCAGGGCCAGAUUGUACAUGUACAUGGCCUGAUGUCUCCUUGAGAAACCGCAGCCACUCCAUGUAGUUUUUCUCUAAACUAAGUGAUCCUCUGGCACAUGUUUAGUGGAAUUCAAUUUGCGAGAGAAGAACUAGAAAAAAUAUAAGGGUUGGCUGGAGAACUCAGAAUGAUGUCGCCUUGAAAAACAACUGAGGCACAGUAGCUAUUGAUUGAAUUCCUGUUCCUUUUUAAUCGGUGUUGCUAAUUGGAGAAGAACGUUAUUAAAUCUCCAAGAAUCACAGUGUUUAACUGACCUUUGGUUGCUGAGCAGCGGCAAAAGCUUAAGAACUUAAGUACAUGUAUGUAGUGGUAGGGCACGCACUGCUAUGGUUUUGUGUAAACAUUAGUAGUAGCUGAAAUCAAUUUCUCCAUUUUGUGGCGUCUAGAAAACGGAAACAUACUGUUAUUAGAACUUGUGUCUGUCUGGAGUCAGUAUGUUUUCCAGGUAUUUGUGUGGCUUCCUCCCCUGUCCUCUGGAUUUCUCUCUCCUAGGGGGAAAGUUCAGGGGAAUUCAGGAUGACUCUAGGUGACUGAACGCAUGUGUGCAUGUGUAUGAUGUAUGUUGAGCCAGAAGAGAAAAUUAAACAAAGAAAAGUGUUAUCAGGACAGGUUCCCCAUAACAGAAAAGUGAUAUUGUGAAUAACAUAACCUGGUAUUAGACAUAAUAGGAAUUUUCCCUAUUCCCUCCUUUUUUCCCCGUACGUUAUGUUUGAUGCCCAAGUUAGAUAUAGGCAAUGACACUGAAUUGCAUUGAGACUGAUGCUGAUCUGCAAAUGCAGUCUGUUAAAACACGAGGCAGUGAGGCAAUGGUUGUCUCCACGACACUGACUUGAUGUCUUUGGAUACCGUUGGCAAAAAAGUUGCAUAUCUCUGUUGAAUAGAUUAAACUGCCUUGUGUGAAUAUGAUGCUAAUUAAAAUACUUUCAAUGUGACUUUUAAAAAUACCAGCUGUCCCCCACUGUAACUAGUGGAGUAUUUUAGAGUUUUCAGCCGUUGUGUUCGUAGCUAUUUUCUUUGCACUAGUGUACUUGCUUAGAAUCUUUCUGCCUAUCGCAUGGCAUACUGGAGACUACUUAUUAUGUUCAUUUAAGGAUUUGACUCUCAGAGAGAAUAUAAGCUGUCACAGAAAGCUUCUGCAAUUUCGAUUUCAGCAAACAACUGCGGAACGGUCUUCGUUUUUGACUUUUUCAGUUUGCAGCAUAAACAUCUACUGUGGUCCUCUGUAAGUAACUACUGCAUUCUUACAAUAUUUAAUAUAUCAGCAAUAAAAACUGUGCCAUCCCUCUUUCUAUCUAUCUAUCUGUCUGUCUGUCUGUCUGUCUGUCUCUGUCUGUCUAAUCUGUUUGCUAAUUUACCAAUUUAGCUGUUUAGCUUGUCUGUAAUUAUUCCAUUAUAUUUUAGUGUUUUUGCUUUACUGAUCCUUUAUGGUUUUCUGUCAUCGCCGCAAACCGGCGGCUCUGCUGCCACAUGUAUCUACACAAUCAGUCACAGGGGCAAACCAGGUUCUUCGUAACCCUCUAUAACAAAUUUCUUCAUUUUCGUGACGUAUCCGUUUGAUCCCGACAGAUUCUACAGUUUCAAUGAAUAUAUCAACGUAAUUUUCCUCUGUCAAUGUUUAAUUGCCGUUAGUGUGAAAGUUGUUUUUAUCGUAUGUGUUUUAUUCACCGAGUGCCGCACAGUCAUCAUUUUGUCGGCGUUAAAACAGAAUGUCAACUGUUUGUAAUUUAUGACUUUUUCAAAGUGUAAUGGGUAUCAAAAUGCAUCAGAUAUGUUCAAAUGAUGUAACACAUAAAAAUAUCUAAAGGGGUGUUUUCCUUUUGUGUGGCUGCCUUCUACCGCUGCAUUUCGUUGAGAAUGCUUGUGACCCUCUGUGUUCACUCCUACAUGCACAGAUAGUCAGAUUCAUCCAGCUACAUCCUGUCCCAUGCUGGUUAAAGUCGCACUUCUCUCCGCAGCAAUCCCUUUUGAAUCAUGCUUUCUUUUUAAAUGCUGAUUAUGUACCCAUCGCUUGAUGCAUUUAUUAUAAAUCACAGGCGCCGUCUGUGCCAGUCCUCUCAACAAGCCACCCAAAGGAAACGCCUUUCUUAGAUUUUCUUUGAUGCUUAACUUAUAGGUGACAUAGAAUCGGUUAUCUAAGUACUCUUAACAUGGUGGUAAAGGACGGAGGUUGAAAGUUAAAAGUCCUCUACAGUGAGCCCCUAUUUCAUUUUAACGAAACAAAACUUCCAUGAAUUUUUUGGCUUGUAUUGUCAAUUUCAGAAACUUCCAGUCCUGUUCCCUGCAUAUAACUGUAUUUGCUUGCUUGUGUUCCAGUUAAUCAGUAAGCAUUAGCUUCACGUGAGCUGAUAAUUGAAAUCAUUAAACCAAAUGUGUUGGAUUUGUUACUAUAUAUUUUUGUCAUACUUAGCUGAAUUUUGUGUUAAGAAAUUUCAGUAAUGGCAAAAUGAAGAUGUGACUAUUUUAUAGAUUUGUUCUUUAAAAGGAAAUAUCAGUUUUCCGAACAUUUGAUAAUGAAAAUGUGAGAUUAGGCCUAAUUAGACCGUUUUCCUUUGUUUGCAACAUGAACCACACAAAGUACAUUUUAUCAAAGGCCUAGUUCUGAUAAAUCAAGACUUUAUUUAUUUUAUGUAGUAAGACUGAAACACUGCAAAAAACGAUAGUAAGUCUCCCCCAGUGCAUUAUGUUGAUUGUCGUCAUUUCAACCAACUCAUGCGUUCGCAUGCGUACAAAACCAUCAUGGUUUGGCCAAAUAAUGAGACUAGGAAGCAGGUAAAUAGUACAGAAUGUAAAAAGUUGCAAUUGUUUAAUCUGUGGAUGUUUUAUUGAAUUAGGAGCAAAAUCUCCAUGUUUAAUUAUUCAGCUGUUAAAGCAUCAUAAUUUGUAUAUAGUAUUACUCAACGCAGUGUAAAUACUUAUAUGUUUCUAAUGAAUUAUCCAAAUCCACUAAUACCACAAAGCAAAAACGGUGUGACUCCAGCCAUUAUUCACAAAGAAUUCACUCAGGAGUUAUUUAAAGAUUUGCUCUAUUUAUUUUUUAAGUCGCACUUCCAUAAAGCCUGUCGGUGUGGAACAUGAAGCUUCUCUAGAAUCGUCUGUUUUCUAUCUGCAGUCGCUUCAUUUAAAGAAAAAAAAAUUGUGAUAAUAGAGAAUAAAGUUCUUAAAUAACUCAGGGGGCAAAGCUUUGUGAAUAUGGCUUCUCUUUAGGGCACACCCCCCUCCCCACAGGGACUAAAUAACAAAUAGCCAAAGUUGUCAAGGCAUUUAAGUAAUAUUAAUGGGGAACCCUAAUAGGACUAUUUUGUGAUAGCACUUGCUAGUUUGAGGAUUUCAAAAUAAACAAAUUGUACAAAAGCUUUACUUUUUGGUUUUGUAAAUACUGUGAAAAAUAAACUCUUACUUGCACUGAAA
Messenger RNA from Brienomyrus brachyistius, 7517 nucleotides. It is a transcript of the gene tbkbp1, whose product is annotated as TBK1 binding protein 1. The record is from RefSeq and is a predicted model, not a curated record. The transcript is spliced from 11 exons. Gene Ontology annotation, biological process: canonical NF-kappaB signal transduction. Lineage: Eukaryota; Metazoa; Chordata; Actinopteri; Osteoglossiformes; Mormyridae. Gene Ontology annotation, cellular component: cytoplasm. Bases 220 to 2049 code for a protein of 609 amino acids.